Molecule: messenger RNA, 818 nt
Organism: Desarmillaria tabescens
Lineage: Eukaryota; Fungi; Basidiomycota; Agaricomycetes; Agaricales; Physalacriaceae
Product: acyl-CoA N-acyltransferase
Exons: 2
Molecular function (GO): protein N-terminal-serine acetyltransferase activity; protein-N-terminal-alanine acetyltransferase activity
Source: RefSeq, a predicted model, not a curated record
UUUCUGUUUCCUACUUCCCCAGUCUUGGAAAACGAACGCGUGAAACUCGUGCCAUUUGAUAUCUCCGUCCACCCAAAACUGCACGUCGAUGCCGCUCCUCCAGCUUCUUUCUAUGAUUUCCUCCCUGUCGGCCCGUUUACCAAUGAGCAAGAACUCAUCACGUCGUUUUGGGAGAAAAGAAUCAAAAACGGCGCGGGGGAAACCGCAUUCGCCGUUUACGAUAAGUCCAAAUCUGAACACGCCUACGCGGGGAUCAUCACGUACAAAAACUCCUCCGUCGAGGAUCUAGUGACAGAAAUUGGCUUCGUGAUGAUCUUACCAGCAUUUCAGCGGACUCAUGUCACAUCUAACGCUGUCGGGAUCCUGAUGAAUUACGCACUAAACCUUCCUGCAGAUGGUGGAUUAGGUCUGCGGCGAGUUGUCUGGACGGCAAACGCAUCGAACGCGCCUAGUAUGGUAACAGCGAAGAGGUUGGGAUUCCAGAUGGAGGGCGUGAUGAGGUGGGCCAACGCCUGGCCCGAAACAAAGAUUCGUGGGUCUGGAGGGGUCAGGGUCAGGAAGGAAGAUUCCAGGGCUGAAGAGUUCGCGUACGGACGGAAUUUGGCAGUCCUGAGUGUCUGUUGGGAUGAUUAGGAGGCGGGAGUGAAGGCGAAGGUGAAUGCGAAGAUGGCGAGGACAAAGUGAAGUCACAGGAUCGUUCGUAUGAAUAAUAUAGAAACACACGUUCGCAGCAACAUUCGCUUUCUCUGCCAUUUUUCCAUCCUCAAACAGCCUUGAGGUUUGUUGGAGACAUUGACCUUAAGAUCAGUGCAGUCCGG